This is a messenger RNA of Eutrema salsugineum, 1050 nucleotides long. RefSeq lists its product as uncharacterized. The record is from RefSeq and is a predicted model, not a curated record. Lineage: Eukaryota; Viridiplantae; Streptophyta; Magnoliopsida; Brassicales; Brassicaceae. Bases 1 to 1050 code for a protein of 349 amino acids. The transcript has 2 exons.
AUGGUGAUCAUUACGCUCAGGGAUAAGAAGCUACGCGAAGCCAAGGAGAUUGCUAGGAGAUCUGAACGAGCAGCUCUUACAGAGACCGAGGCGGUACCUCGUGAUGAUCCGCCGAGGCAUGAGGGGGACGAAGUCGCCCGAGCUGCUGAUGAGGUUGCUCCCGAGGCGACAGCACAGGAGGCAGCGCCCGAGGUGGAGCCGGACGAGAUUGUUCCCGACGCGUCUGGAGAAAAUUCCGCGGCUCGGGACAAAACGCCGCCUUCCUCGGCGAUUCUGGCUCUUCCAAAACAAUUGAGGCCUCCGGCUUUGGAUCUGCUGAAGCAUGAUUCCAGCAGGAAGAGAUCGGCCACGGAAAAGGGCAAGGGCGCGGCCAUCCAAAAGGACGAGCCAUCCAAAAAGAAACGUAAAUCGGCUCCCGACGAGCCCGCAUCUCGUAAGCUGGUAGUUGACGACCCGACUGCCUCCGCGGUAAUGUUUGCCCGCUUCAACAACACAAACACACGUCUUCCGCCCCCUGAGCAGUUGAGGCGGUCGAAGUCCUAUGCUGCCAUGGCGCAGCGCGUUGUCGCGGCUAUCAACGAGAUGAUGGCCGGUUAUGAAUCAGACUUGGUUAAGGACGAGCGCUGCUUGGAGGAGGCUCAGAAGGAAGCUGCAACGGCUAAGGGAAAAUUAGACGAGGCGAGGGACAGAAUUAAGAAGCUUGAAGAGGAGAAAAUAACUCUCCGAGCCAACGUUGACAAGGUGUCUUCCGUGGUGGCUCGCCUUGAAGAAUCUAGGAGAGCCAAGAGUGCCGAGGUGGCUUUAUUGAAGAGACGCAUCGAAGCUAAAGAUGCUUUAUUCGACGCUAAGGUGAAGCGGGCCACGAAGGAGGUGAGGCGCGAGUUGACGGCUAGGUUUCAAGAGCGUCUCACUAAAGUGGAGGAAGGUCUGGCCAAGCUGGAGAAAGCCAAGAGCGACGAAAACGAGCUUGGACAGAUCAAAGGGAACCUUGCUAUGAUCGAGGAGCUUCCAAGCCCGACGGAUCUUUGGACUCUGAAGAGGCAAAGCUGA